UUUAUGGAAAUUUAGUUUCAUCUUUAUUGGUAUUUGCUAGAAUUAAAUUUUUUUGGCGAGAACCUUCAGUGUAAAAAUAAGGAUAUGAUGCGGAUGGUUGUCUAUCUGACAAUCGUGGCUCUUUGUUGGCAAUUUGAAAUGACGAGCUCACGCACGUCCACUUUAUGGAAGUUAAAUACAGAUAGUGGCAAAAUAACUGGACACAUUUCCGAUACUCGAGGAAAGGCAGAUAACACAAUGCUUGAAGAGUUUAGCAUACCAUUGUUUGACGCUAAUGCUGAUGUCUACGCACAAGACGAAGUAUUUUAUAUCAUUGCGUCUACUUUGGCACUGGGCGCAAGUACAGGUGCUAGAUCAAGUAUCACAGAUGCGGAUCGCAGUGAGGGAGACAAUGCAGGAUACGGGUGGGUACGCGAAUCACCUGAAAAUUCUAUAGACACUUUGGCAACAUUAUCAAAACGGUGCAAUGAAAGUGAUGCUGAAAAACAAGAAUCUAACGGCACUGAAGUAGAAAACAAAAAAUCUUCGUCCAUUACGGGUAGUUCCGGUACACCAACUGUAGCUAAUGUUGAUACUGCCUUGGUGGCUGAUGAAUCUUUGGAUUGUAAACCAGUGAAUUUUACAUACUACGAUUAUCUUAUUGGAGUGGGACAAAGAUUCAAUCAUCCCAAGAUACCAGAGCCAGAGGUUGCUUACCUUUUUCUGAAAAUUAAAGAUGAGAACUCUUUCAAAAAUUUCGAUAUAUCAGCUUUGGAACGGCGUCUCAAAAGAACAAAGCGUGAAAAGCCUAGAUCCGUGCAACUGUAUAAUCAAAUUGGAAACUACUGGCGUAUUGUGGGGGACGCGCGUCAAGCGAUUGAAUGCUUUAGACGAGCUCUAGCAAUGUCUCCAACAAAUGCCGAAGUUCUCUUGAAUUUGGCGCGCGUGCUAUACAAUCUUCAAUAUCUUGACGAUGCUAUACACUUGACAAGAAGGUCUUUGGAAAUGCAACCACCUGGAAGGUCUGCUUGGCAGCAAUAUUUCACACUUGGAGAAAUUUUUAAAGCUUAUGGACAUUUUCAAGAAUCAAUUUUGCAUUUGCGACAUGCACUUGAACUCUAUCCUCAGCACGAACCCAUAUUGAAGGCCCUGCGGGAUGUGGAGAAUAAUCCCUCAUCAACAUUGCAUGUGUACACAGUUGUCAUAAUCGUUGCCUUGGUCGUUGCUGUUUUUAUUGUAAUUAUAACAUCAUCUAACAACAGUGAUAAAUAUAAUGGUUUAAAUAGCGGCCACACUCAAAAUGAUUAUGAGCCUAAAACACAACGGCAUUUCAACCGUGCCAUGGCUAUGCGCUCACUCAAGGGAUUUUCCUCUUCCUCAACUUUUACGGGUUCAUCAUCACGGAACCUUAGACACAGAAAAAAUUGAGCCUCCCAAAGCAGAAGUGGAUAAUUUGCCACAACACUAUCUAUCUACGUCCACGCCCAUGCUUACACAAAUAAAAAUUGCUUAAAUAGCACAAUUGCUUAUACACAUAUACACGUGAACACACAAAUUCACACGAAAAUACAAAUCAGGAAUACCAUUGGAUAAGAGGAAAUGUUGGGCUUAACGAUAUAUCGGUGAUUUGAUAAAUCGAUUAAACGAAAUGCCAAAAAUGCACGGAUCUCAUGAAGAUAAGCGACCCAUUUACUUAGUUAUUUUGUUUUAUGUAGAUUUACGACCUAAACUACAUUCGGUUUAAGAAAAGUAUAUUUGAAAAUUAUCACAAUACUUUUAUUUUAAAAAAUUUGAUGUAGUAAGCCAAAUUAACUUGUUAUAAAAUUAAAUUUUUUUGUUCCUUCUGUUCAUAUUUGUUUAAAUAUGGAUAUUAUAUAUGCCAUUUGUACUUAUAUUUACGUCAUUAAUUUUAAGUUUUUUUUUUUGUGAGAAAUUCUUUAAAUUUCUGUGAUAACUUUGAAAUAUUAAAUUCAAUAUUUAAACUUUUGGUGAACUUAUUUUAAAUUAACUGUUUACUUGAUCUAUGGAAAUUAAUUUCUACAUAUUGUACUUAAAACUUUUAGGAAUAAUUAUAACUAUUAUAAAUCUCGUUACUCAAGUAACGAAAAAACAAAAAGUUAAGUACUUAAAUUAACCAUCACGGCCAUUAAAUGCUCUAUAAUUUGUUUAUCCUUAAUUUAUGUACAUUGUAUGUAAUUAUUAUUUGUUAUUUGAUAUUUGAAUAUAUACAUUUAUAUUUCAUUUUGAAAUAAUUUGUUUGCCAUGAGCAUAUAUUUGUAUGUAUAUUUUUAAGACCUGAAUUGUCAUUGAAUACUCUGUAACUUGGGUAGUAAAGCGGCAUUUGAUAUAUCGAGUUCAUGCAGUAAGUUCAAUAAGCGUGUAUUCUUAAGACAUACUCAUAAGGAUU
Messenger RNA from Bactrocera tryoni, 2386 nucleotides. RefSeq lists its product as uncharacterized. The record is from RefSeq and is a predicted model, not a curated record. Gene Ontology annotation, molecular function: protein binding. Gene Ontology annotation, biological process: actin filament polymerization. Gene Ontology annotation, cellular component: actin cytoskeleton; cytoplasm. The transcript is spliced from 4 exons. NCBI's taxonomy places the organism in Eukaryota, Metazoa, Arthropoda, Insecta, Diptera, Tephritidae. Bases 85 to 1407 code for a protein of 440 amino acids.